UUACCUUUUUUUAUUCCUCCCGUCCUGAAGCAUCUUCACAGGAAGAGUGGCCGUACCGUAAAGGUUCGAAAAGCAUCUCAGCAGGAAGAGUUCGUUAUCUCUCUCUCUGGAGUCGAAUAUCCGCAGGACGCAGCCUGAUACACGGAGCUCCCUCCCAAAAUCUAAAACAAAUUCCUCGUCCCGGCGCGUGCUUCACACUCGCAAAUCCACUCUUCGGCUUAUGUUUUCCCAAUCUCGCAACUCUGCGAGCUCUUAAUCCCCUCCCCGGUCCCCCCCAUUCACCAGUAUCCUUCAAUCCGCAAACAUACGGAAUACACAGAAGAAACUCGUCGCUUCAUUGAAGUGCGUAUCGAAAUUUGGAUUUAGGGCUUCUGUUUCGCUGCCACAGAGAAUGCAUUAUGAAUUCUUGGAGGUCAGGGUUGCAAAAGAGUAGGAGAAAGUCUUGGUCUUUCUGGGAUUGCCUAAUUGGUUACAGUGUAACCACAUUUAAAAGGGAACAUGGCUCUUAGGAAAUACAUUCUGCCUGGUGCUGCACAGAAGGAUAUGAAACCAUUGAGAUUUUCCUCUAAAGGACAUGAUAAUUGUGAACUUGCGGACCCAGAGACAAGUCAUACGAUGGAGCAUGAAGUGGAUGUUGACCUCAGAGAAGUUUAUUUUCUUAUUAUGCAUUUUCUCUCAGCUGGGCCAUGUCAUAGAACUUAUGGACAGUUUUGGAAUGAACUGCUUGAACAUCAACUUUUACCCAGAAGAUAUCAUGCUUGGUAUGCAAGGAACGGGAAUGGGACACAUAGUGGGGUUGAAAAUGAUGAUGGCGUGUCAGUUCCAUUAAGUUACACUAUGUUGGUCGAGAGGUAUCCUCACGUUGAAAAGGAUCACUUGGUAAAGCUUUUGAAGCAGCUAUUACUAAGUGCAGCUCCUCCACUGCGUGAUAUCAGUGUUAGAAAUGCUCCAAGUGCAGCUGACGUACCUACUCUUCUUGGGAUGGGUUCAUUUUCACUUUUAAGCUAUGCUAGGGACAAAGGAAAUAAUCAUGUCAAUCGACCCCCUGGUUACAUGCGUUGGCCUCAUAUGAAAGCUGAUCAGGUUCGUGGUCUAGGCUUGAGGGAAAUAGGAGGUGGUUUUACAAGACAUUGUCGUGCACCAUCUAUUCGUGCAGCAAGUUAUGCCAUUGCAAAACCAUCUACCAUGGUACAGAAAAUGCAAAAUAUCAAGAGGCUAAGGGGGCACAGGAAUUCUGUAUAUUGUGCAAUAUUUGAUCGCUCUGGGAGAUAUGUUGUUACUGGCUCAGACGAUCGCCUUGUAAAAAUCUGGUCAAUGGAAACAGCAUAUUGUUUGGCCAGCUGUCGUGGACAUGAAGGUGACAUAACUGACUUGGCCGUGAGUUCCAACAAUGCUUUGGUGGCAUCCUCUUCAAAUGACUGUACCAUUCGAGUUUGGUGUUUGCCAGAUGGGUUUCCCAUUUCGGUUCUGAAGGGACAUACUGGAGCUGUCACUGCUAUUGCAUUCAGCCCCAAGCCUAAUUCUGUUUACCACCUUCUAUCGUCAUCUGAUGAUGGAACAUGUAGGAUAUGGGAUGCUAGGAAUUCCCAGUUGAGUCCAAGUAUAUAUAUUCCAAGGCCUUCGGAUUCUCUACCAGGGAAAAACAAUGCUCCAUCCUCAAGUAUUGUUCCACAGAGCCAUCAAAUUUUUUGUUGUGCAUUUAAUGCUAAUGGAACCGUCUUUGUUACUGGCAGCUCUGACACACUUGCAAGGGUAUGGAAUGCUUGUAAACCAAAUGCGGAUGACUCAGACCAACCAAAUCAUGAAAUUGAUGUGUUAUCUGGCCACGAGAAUGAUGUCAAUUAUGUGCAAUUUAGUGGAUGUGCUGCAGCAUCUAGAUUUACUACGUCUGACACCUUGAGAGAAGAUAAUGUUCCAAAAUUUAGGAACUUCUGGUUCACUCAUGACAACAUAGUUACCUGUUCUCGUGAUGGCAGUGCUAUUAUUUGGAUUCCAAGGUCACGUAGAUCACAUGGGAAAGCUGGCCGUUGGACAAGAGCUUAUCAUCUCAAAGUUCCACCUCCGCCAAUGCCUCCUCAACCUCCACGAGGGGGUCCUCGUCAGAGGAUGCUUCCAACCCCCCGGGGCGUUAAUAUGAUUGUUUGGAGCCUAGACAAGCGCUUUGUCCUUGCUGCUAUCAUGGAUUGCAGAAUUUGUGUUUGGAAUGCUGCUGAUGGUAGCUUAGUGCAUUCUUUGACAGGUCAUACUGAAUCUACAUAUGUUCUGGAUGUUCAUCCCUUCAAUCCACGAAUAGCCAUGAGCGCUGGUUAUGAUGGAAAAACCAUAGUGUGGGAUAUAUGGGAAGGCACACCUAUUCGAAUAUAUGACACUUCACGUUUCAAGUUGGUAGAUGGCAAGUUUUCACCGGAUGGGACGUCAAUUAUACUCUCGGAUGAUGUUGGUCAACUGUAUAUACUAAACACAGGGCAAGGAGAGUCCCUAAUAGACGCCAAAUAUGAUCAGUUCUUCCUUGGUGAUUAUCGCCCCCUUAUUUAUGAUACUCAUGGAAAUGCCGUUGACCAGGAAACUCAGCUUCCGCCGUACCGGAGGAACAUGGAAGAUCUCCUUUGUGGCUCAGACAUGAUACCGUACCCAGAACCCUAUCAGACUGCAUACCAGCGAAGACGAUUAGGAGCUCUGGGCAAAGAAUGGCAUCCUUCUUUGAGACUUGCUGUGGGGCCUGAUUUCACCAUAGAUCCAGACUACCAAAUGCUGCCUUUGGCAGACUUGGAUGUAUUGCCUGAACCACUGCCACAUUUUGUGGAUGCCAUGGAUUGGGAACCAGAAAUUGAAGUACAAAGUGAUGAUACUGAUUCAGAGUACAAUGUUCCUGGUGAUUAUUCUACUGGAGGAGAGCAAGGAAGCUUUGGUUCAAUUUCCUCUGGCGAUCCAGAGUGCAGUGCAGAAGACAGUGAGGCUGACACUCAAAUGGACAGCCUUCGUAGAUCAAAGAGGAAAAAACAUAAGGCAGAAGUUGACAUAAUGACUUCUUCUGGGAGGAGGGUUAAAAGGAGGAAUCUGGAUGAGGGUGAUGGCCAUCCAAUCAGAUGCAACCAAACUAGGAAAUCAAGAAAUGGCCGGAAAGCUUCAAAGAGAAAAUCUUCCACAUCGAAGUCUUUUAGGCCUCAAAGAGCUGCUGCACGAAAUGCACUUAAUUUAUUUUCGAAAAUCACAGGUACGUCUACAGAUGGUGAAGGUGAAGAUGGCUCAGAAACUUUUUCAGAAAGUGAAUCCACAUUGCAAGAUUCAAUCGUUGAGAGUGAUGAAUCUGAUAGGGCUUUGCAAAAUGAGGAAACAAAGCAUUCAAAAGGUAAAGAAGUGUCACUGGAUGAGUCUAAGGAUGUUGAACAUUCUGAACUACCUGAAUCUUGUAUUGAAAGUGGAAACCGGAAGAGAUUGGUUCUCAAAUUGCCAAUUCGGGAUUCAAAUAAGCUUCUUCUUUCAGGGAGAACAUUGCAUAAAAGUAACUACCAGUCUGAUUUGGUGGGUUCAUCAUCUAAAGCUCCACAGGAGACCAUUGAAGAAAGCAGCAAUCAUAAAAGCUCUCGGGAUCCAGGAUUCUGUUCUGGUGAUGUUAACGGCAGCAUGAUUGAAAGAAAAGAGAGAAAGAGAUUAGAUAAGGUUGAAGAUCUUUUAAAUCUGUCUGAAAGUUACAAUAAUGGGCAAAUUAAAUGGGGAGGGGCCAAGGCUCGCACAUCUAGGCGUCUUAGAUUUGGGGAAGGGAUGUCAUCAGGUGCUAAUGCCAGAUCUCAUGCAAGUCUGGUUGGUCAUGACAAAAAAGAGAAUAAUGUUGAAGGACACGUAAAGUCUCAAAAGGACUGUGAUGCAAUAUCCCCUUGUUUAGAAAUUGUAAAUUAUGGGGAUAAUAUGGACGGGUUGCCACUAACAGAGGGAACAAAUAUUGUUGCUACUACCGCUGAGGGUUUUAAUGGUGAGUCACCAAAGUCUGUUCACAUGGUUGCUCAGGAUAGCACCACAUCAUUGCAGUACAAGGAUGGGAAUGAUCAGCAUCAUGAACAAAAUGAGAGAAGGAGGAUAAGGUCAAGAAGAAUUUCAACAGAUCCUGAAAGUCCUAAGCAGGAAAGGACAUUUUCAGUAGAAAAUCAGGACAAUAGUUGGCAUGCAAGCCCUUCAGACAAAGAACAAGAUCCAGUUGUGCCUGCGGAUGAUGAAAUCAUCAGAAUUAAUACAGAUCAUGGAGAUGAAGCACGAGUGGAUCUUGUUCCUGCAGAUGAUGAAACCAUCAGAAUUAAUACAGAUCAUGGAGAUGAAGCACGAGAAUUGGACACUCAAAUGAAUAAUAAUUCUGUAUCAAUUGUACAGGAUUCACAGGUGUUGCAUUCAAAUAGAAACAAAAUGUAUACAGCUGUUUACAAAAGGUCGAAAUCAAGCAGGAGUAGGGCUAAUUUAGAAAUUGAUAGUGGUGGCAUGGGAGAAAGCAAUUCACAUGUAAGCAACCAGAGUCUAACUUUUGGACUGGAUUCUCAAGAAGGCUCUAUUGAUGGGGCUCGUAGGACAAGGUCCAUGGGACCGAAGGCAUCUACACGUGAUUCAGAUAUUGUCAUUGAUAGCCUCAAGUCACAACAAGGACACGAAUCAGGCCAUUUUAGAGGUACCCAUAAUAGUUCCACAGACAGAUGUCAACUCCCUUCUGAAAAAUGGGGAUCAAGUUCUAGGAUGACCGUUGGAUUGAGGUCUACUAGAAACAGGAGGAGCAGUAAUUAUGCCUGUGAGGGGAGUCCAAUAGAUAGAAGGAAGUCUCAUCAGUCAACUAGAAAAGGAUCUUGGUUAUUGUUGUCAAAACAUGAAGAGGGCUCCCGAUAUAUUCCCCAGCAAGGGGAUGAAGUUGUAUAUUUGAGACAGGGCCAUCAGGAGUAUAUUAAUUAUUUUAAUUCAAUAGAAUUGGGCCAUUGGAGAACAAUGAUGGGAAGCCUUGACUUUUCAAAAGAAAUGAUGGGAAACAUAAGAGCUGUGGAGUUUUGUAGAGUUGAAAGCCUUGAGUAUUCCUCACUUGCAGGGUCUGGGGAUAGCUGCUGUAAAAUGACUCUCCAAUUUGUAGAUUCAACUUCCAGUCUGUUCAAUAUAUCUUUCAAAUUGACUCUACCAGAAGUGACUGGCUUCCCAGAUUUCCUUGUUGAAAGAACUCGGUUUGAUGCUGCCAUGCAGAAAAGAUGGUCAUUUAGGGAUAAAUGCAGAGUUUGGUGGAAAAAUGAAGGCGAAGAAGAUGGUAGUUUGUGGGAUGGUCGGAUUGUGUCUGUGAAGGCCAAAUCGGAAGAAUUUCCCGACAGUCCAUGGGAGAGGUACACCAUUCAAUACAAAAGCGAUCCCAGAGAAAGGCAUAAUCAUAGUCCUUGGGAGCUUUAUGAUGCCGAUACUCAAUGGGAGUGGCCUCAUAUUGAUGAUGAGAUCAGAAAUAAGCUGCUGUCUGCUUUUGCUAAGUUAGAGCAGUCGGGAAACAAACCCGAGGAUCGUUACGGGGUUCAAAAGUUGAAAAAUGUUGCAGAUAAAUCAUAUUUUACUAACAGGUUUCCUGUUCCAUUGUCACUUGAAGUGAUCCAGGCAAGAUUAGAGAACAAUUACUACCGACGUUUAGAGGCAUUGAAGCAUGACAUGUCCGUCAUGUUGUCAAAUGCCAAAAUAUACUUUGGGAAAAAUGCAGAAAUGUCAGACAAAAUAGAACGCCUAUCAGAUUGGUUCACGCGGACAUUAUCAUCUUUAUAGUUCCUAAAGUUCUGUAAAAAUUAGGUUCAAGUUUCUCCCAUGUUUUUGUAGAUAUUGCAUUGAUUCUUAUGUAUUUAGAGGUUUAUUUUUACAGCACGUUUAGUUCCAAUUUGGGGAAUUGGUUAGUCUUUUGGGAAUUCUUUUUAGAGGAGAUGAAUGUCUUCUGGAAUUAGCCAGUUGCCGUUUAAAUUAUUUACCUGAAAAUUCAUUCAUGUAUAGACACGGAUGCUUGAUAUGAUCAUCAAUAACAAUGAAGGCAAAGAGAGACAUCACAUUUUUUCUGGCUCC
Molecule: messenger RNA, 6048 nt
Organism: Carya illinoinensis
Lineage: Eukaryota; Viridiplantae; Streptophyta; Magnoliopsida; Fagales; Juglandaceae
Product: PH-interacting protein
Exons: 25
Coding region: 499-5760 (1753 amino acids)
Biological process (GO): cytoskeleton organization; regulation of cell shape; regulation of transcription by RNA polymerase II
Cellular component (GO): nucleus
Molecular function (GO): protein binding
Source: RefSeq, a predicted model, not a curated record